AUGAUACUCGACACCCUUACCACCAACACCGACUUCAACACGAUCGGCUUCACGCUUGUCGCGGCCGUCGUCGCAGCUCAUCUCCUCCCAUGGCUAUGGGAUAGUCAUGGUCUUCGCUUAUAUCCAGGUCCCUUCCUCGCCAAAUUCUCCGACCUAUGGUUGGGCUGGGUUAGUGCCCAUGGUCAUCGCUCGGAAGUGGUCCACGACAUGCACAAGACAUAUGGUCCCUUCGUUCGGUUGGCCCCCAACCAUGUCUCCAUCGCGGAGCCUGAUGCACUCCCGAUCGUUUAUGCCCAUGGCAACGGAGCGCUCAAGUCUGAAUUCUAUGAUGCCUUCGUGUCCAUCGAACGAGGCGUCUUCAACACUCGCGAUCGCGUCGACCAUGCGCGCAAGCGCAAGAUCGUUUCGCAUGUUUUCUCGCAGAAGUCCGUUAGCGAAUUUGAACCUCACAUUCGUCACUACGUGUCUAUCCUUCUGAAUCAAUGGGAUCAAAUGCACGACAGCGCCCUCAAAGGAGCUUCUGGUCCAGAAGGUGAAAGUGGUUGGCACGGAGGAAAUGACAGACUCUGGCUUGAUUGCUUGCCAUGGGCCAAUUAUCUUGCUUUCGACAUUGUUGUACGUGAUCUGGCUUUCGGUGCUCCAUUUGGCAUGCUUUUGGCUGGCAAGGAUUCCGCUCCAGUGCCCAAGUCGCAAAAAGCCGUGAUGGACUCUUACGGAAAGGAUGCCACCAACAAUGCUGAUGUUCAGUACAUCCCUGCUGUCAAAAUCCUGAACGGACGCGGCGAGUAUUCAAUGUCAAUGGGCGUCUUACCAUGGUACUGGCGACCCCUCGCUCGCAAGCUUCCGUGGUACAGCAAGGGUCAGAAAGACGUCCAGACUUUGGCUGGAAUCGCUAUCAUGGCCGUGGCCAAACGCCUUGCAACCCCGACCGACAGAAACGAUUUGCUCAGCAAGCUUCAGGCCGGCAAAGACGAAGAUGGAAACCCUAUGGGAAGAGCAGAGUUGACCGCCGAGGCAUUGACGCUCUUGAUAGCUGGCAGUGAUACAACAUCAAACUCUACCUGCGCUAUCAUCUAUCAUCUUGCCGCCAAUCCUCACGUUCAAGACAAGCUCCACAAAGAACUUGACGAGCAACUUGGCACCGAGGACGAACUGGUAUCUAACGCUGACCAGGUGAAGCGGCUCCCCUAUCUCGACGCGGUCAUCAAUGAGGCUCUGCGCAUCCAUUCAACCUCUGCUCUCGGCCUUCCUCGCGUUGUUCCUGAAGGCGGUUUGACUGUCUUGGGCCAGUUCUUCCCUGAGGGUACAGUUCUCAGCGUCCCGAGCUACACGAUCCACCGCAAUCCACGUGUAUGGGGAGAAGAUGUGGAAACUUUCAGGCCUGAACGAUGGUUCGAGGGCGACAAUGCGGCGAUGCAGAAAGCUUUCAAUCCUUUCUCUUACGGCCCGAGGGCUUGUGUCGGCCGCAACCUUGCGAUGUUGGAAUUACAGAUCAUCGUUUCCUCCAUCUUGCGCCGAUACCACUUCGUGCUUGAAAACCCUGACCAGAUCCUUGACACACGAGAAGGUUUCCUCAGGAAGCCUGUCGAAUGCAGAGUGGGCGUCAAACGCCGAGACACGUUAUAG
Messenger RNA from Pleurotus ostreatus (oyster mushroom), 1626 nucleotides. RefSeq lists its product as uncharacterized. The coding region runs from base 1 to 1626 and encodes 541 amino acids. Lineage: Eukaryota; Fungi; Basidiomycota; Agaricomycetes; Agaricales; Pleurotaceae. The transcript has 7 exons. The record is from RefSeq and is a predicted model, not a curated record. Gene Ontology annotation, molecular function: iron ion binding; heme binding; monooxygenase activity.